CCUCACCUCUGUCCACAGAACCAGUUCACCAGGCCAAUCAGAGCUCCAGCCUGUGAUAGAGCCCAGCUUGGGGGGAUGAAGCCUGAUUGUUUGGAUGUUUAGAGCUUCAGCUGCUUGUGGGAGACGCAACUACACAGGAGGCUUGAGCAAAGUUUUAACGUGUGUGUUGAGAGGAUGAAGCCAGGUGAGAGGAAGGUGGCCUUGCUGGCCAUCACAGAACACAUUGAAAUGAUGCUGCUUUCCAGAGAGGAUCCCUGUUUGGUGAUGUUAAUGCAGGAGGAGGUGCAGGAACACAGCUUUUACCAGCACCAGCAGCAUCCUUUGGUACCGGACUGUGAAGAGGAAGCAGAGCGGGGGGUCCGGAUCCAACCCAGAAGCAAGCUGCAAACGGAGCUUCCUGAUGCUCAGGCGGGUGGAAACUACAGCCACGCGCUGCAGCUGGCACAGGGAAUAGAGAUCGAAAUGGAGAUCUUUCCUCCGUUCAAAGUGACUGAAAGCGAGUUAGUGGAGCUGAAGUCAGACGACCCUUCCGUCAUGAUCCCGCCGUCUCCAAACAAAACGAGCCGUCUCCGAUGGAAGAGACUGUGUCCACAGAGGACGGGCCUGGUGGUCACAGACGUGAUCUGCUUACCCAGAGGGCACCAUGUGGCUCACCUGGACAGACAUGUGGUACCGCAAGGGAAGGAGCGAGAGGCCUUAUCGGCCGGAGGCCUGGCCGCUCGCAUCACCAUCGACUGUGGCUGGUCGGCCGAUCAGAUGUGGAGCCGGUUGGUGAUGCUCUUUCAGAGACGUUUUGUGAAACAGGCGGGACAAAAGUUCACCUUUACGUAUCUGCAGUGUGUGCAGGGCUCCCGGGUGCUGUUUGUUCCACCUGUGCCGGGACAGGGCUGGACUGGAGAACAGGUUCUGAGGAUCUGUGGACAUGGGCCUCUUUACAUCCUCAGCCACCUGGAUUAUCCUCCGGCACAAAAGUUGGAAAAAGAGACACCAGCAGUUAACGGACAGGAGAGCUGCAAAGAUGGAGCGAGUCAAAAAAAGAAAAGUCAGGAGGACUUCACCACGGAGAAGCUCCCCAACGACCUGGAGACGGUCCUGAGACUGUUCAGGCAGCAGAACGUGGCUCAAAGCGCAGAAACGCAGAUCCUGGUGAGGAGGAGGAACUUCCUCCAUGGGGCUCUGAAGGCGGUGAAAAGGCCGGACUUCUGCUUCAGGAACACACCCGUCGUUGCCUUUCGGGGCGAGGGCGGCGGCGAGGCGUCCGUCAGAGACUUCUUCAGGUCGACUCUGCUGGAGCUGCACCACAGUUGUGUCUUCGAGGGUCGUCCAGGUCGCCUGUUUCUGACUCGUGACCUUGCGGCUCUGGAGAACAGGCGCUACUACGAGGCUGGUGUUCUGAUUGGAUGGUCUCUGACUCACGGUGGCCCUGGCCCUCGGUGUCUGCACCCCGCUCUCUUCCAGUUGAUGUGUGGUCACAAGCCGUGUUUGGAAGAUUUCUCCUGCACAGACAUUGCCGACGGUGAAGUAUCGGUACGACUGCAGCAGUUGCUCAGUUGCACUGACGUGAAGCUGCUGUCUCCCAGUCUGUGCAACUGGGUGUCGAGCUGUGGGCUCCCUGACUUUUCUGCAGCUCAGUCGGAUGAAAUGCCUGCUGUCUACGAGCAUCUGGUUCAACACCACAUCUACCACAGGGUGGCCAGUAUGAUCUCCCAGUUCAAAGACGGCCUGAACAGCUGUGGUGGUUUGUGGGGCACCAUAGAGUCUAACUGGGAGCUGUUUGUGCCAGUGAUGACGAGUGAACAGCAGCAGCCCGUGACCCUGGAGGAGUUCACACAGCUCUUCACUGUCUGCUACAGCCAGUCAGACUGUCAGAUGAGGGCAGCGGAGGCGGUCACAGUUGCACACUGGGAAACGGUCCUGACCUUGAUCAGUGGUGGGCAGGCGGAUCUCUGCUUCGAGGACCUCAUUGCCUUCAUCACAGGAGCUGAUCGUCCACCUCCUCUUGGGUUCCCCACAUUAAUCUCACUGCGUUUUUACUCCCAGGAUGCCGGCGUGUCCAGUGAGCGUCUGCCUCACGCCUCGGGUGCUCUGGAGCUUUUCCUGCCGAGAGGAGCAGCAGGAGCUGAUCAUCUCCUCACGCUGCUGAGAAGAGCUGUGCGUGAAGCUCUGGGCUCCGCUCAUCGCCAGACAAAGGAACAGGGAAAGGAAGGUUCUGGUUCAUGAGUAGAAACCUCCUGGACGACAUGUUUGUAUAGAAGCCAAUCAUUGAAUGUAGAAACAAAGCUGGAUGCCUCAAGGUUUUUAAAAAAUAUAGCAUUUUAAUUUUACAAUAAUUUACAGUAAUUUAAUUUUUUUUUUUACAUGUUGAAAGUUUUAAUGAUUUCACAGUUAAUUUUUAAAGGUUUUAUUUUAUAUAUCUCCGGAACGUUUAUUUAUUUCUAUAUAUUUAAACCGAAUGUUGAAUAAAGUUCAUUUUAAGAAUUGAUUAAAAAAUACAAGGACUGUUUACAACAGAAAAAUGUGCUUCUUUCAGAGCGAUCUAAAGUGAACGUGUCCUCCUAUAACAGAACAUCUAAUUAAAGAACUCUUGAAUGUUAAUCUGCAUAAACUCAACAGGAGAUUUAACUUGCAGAAAGGUCUUGUUUAUUUUAAGAUCCCAUCAUUACGUUUGCGUUCACUUGUACAGUACUUGUGUCUCUGUCUGUUACUGUACGGUAGCGCUUUGCA
Molecule: messenger RNA, 2724 nt
Organism: Betta splendens (Siamese fighting fish)
Lineage: Eukaryota; Metazoa; Chordata; Actinopteri; Anabantiformes; Osphronemidae
Exons: 15
Coding region: 175-2220 (681 amino acids)
Molecular function (GO): ubiquitin-protein transferase activity
Source: RefSeq, a predicted model, not a curated record